This is a messenger RNA of Cebus imitator (Panamanian white-faced capuchin), 1503 nucleotides long. Its product is annotated as putative tripartite motif-containing protein 75. Gene Ontology annotation, molecular function: protein binding; zinc ion binding. The coding region runs from base 1 to 1407 and encodes 468 amino acids. Lineage: Eukaryota; Metazoa; Chordata; Mammalia; Primates; Cebidae. The transcript has a single exon. The record is from RefSeq and is a predicted model, not a curated record.
AUGGCAAUGGCAGCACGUGUGACCAAACUCAAAGCAGAAUCCAAGUGCUCCAUCUGUCUGGAUUACCUCAGAGACCCCGUCACCAUCGAUUGUGGGCACAACUUCUGUCAGCUCUGCAUCCAACAGUCCUGGGCAGAUCUACAGGAAUUGUUCCCUUGCCCUGUCUGUCGUCACCAAUGUCAAGACAGGCACUUCAGGAGCAACGCCCAGAUGGGAAGGAUGAUUGAAAUUGCCGAGAUACUCGAGAGCGCGAAGAGCAAGAAAAAGAGGCAGGAAAAAAGGACCUUGUGCGAGAAGCACAACCAGCCCCUGAGUGUUUUCUGCGAGGAGGACCUGGUGCUGCUGUGUCCCCUGUGCACUCAGCCCCCUAACCACCAGGGCCACCACGUGAGGCCCAUAGAGGAGGCUGCCUCUCAUCACAGGGAAAGGCUCCGCAGUUACAUCCAGCCCCUGAAAAAGCAAUUGGCAGACCUUCAAAAAUUAAUAACCACUCAAAGCAAAAAACUCUUAGAACUGAGAGAGAAGGUAGAAAGCCAAAGGCAGGAACUGUCCUCUGAAUUUGAGCACCUCACCCAGUUUCUAGACCGUGAGCAGCAGGCAGCUCUCUCCAGACUAGCUGAAGAAGAGAAGGACAAUCAACAGAAACUCAGUGCAAACAUAGCAGCAUUUUCAAACUACAUUGCCACACUCAAGAGCCAAUUAAAUAAGGUAGCAGAGCUCAGUGAGCUGUCUGAACUGGAACUGCUGUCACAAAUUAAACUUUUCUACGAGUCUGAAAAUGAGAGUAGCCCAUCAAUCUUUUCAAUUCAUUUGAAGAGAGAUGGCUGCAGUUUUCCUCCCCAAUAUUCUGCUCUGCAGAGAAUUAUAAAGAAAUUUAAAGUAGAUGUAAUUCUAGACUCUGAAACAGCACACCCUAACCUGAUUGUAUCUGAAGAUAAAAAAUGUGUGAGAUUUACAAAGAGAAAACAAAAGGUUCCUGGUUUCCCAAAAAGAUUUACUGUCAAGCCAGUUGUUCUGGGUUUUCCAUGUUUUCAUUCCGGCAGGCAUUUCUGGGAGAUUGAAGUGGGAGAUAAGUCUGAAUGGGCUAUUGGCAUUUGCAAAGAUUCUCUUCCCACAAAGGCGAGGAGACCCUCAUCAGCCCAGCAGGGAUGUUGGAGAAUUGAGCUACAGGAUGACGGCUAUCAUGCACCAGGGGCUUUUCCAACCCCUCUCUUGUUAGAAGUGAAAGCUAGGACCAUUGGCAUUUUCGUGGACUAUGAGCUGGGUGAGAUCUCAUUCUAUAACAUGGCUGAGAAAUCUCACAUCUGUACUUUCUCUGACACUUUUACUGGAGCUCUUCGGCCUUAUUUCUAUGUAGGACCAGAUUCACAACCUCUCAGAAUCUAUACAGGAACAGCUGGUGAAUAAAAACCCACCUGUGAGGCUGAGCUAUUUUACUAGUUGUUUUUUUUUUUAAUGGAAGAUGCAGAGGUUAUUGUAGUAAUGUAUCUACAGACAUAAUCC